This is a messenger RNA of Klebsormidium nitens, 2246 nucleotides long. NCBI's taxonomy places the organism in Eukaryota, Viridiplantae, Streptophyta, Klebsormidiophyceae, Klebsormidiales, Klebsormidiaceae. The record is from the annotation of a GenBank genome assembly.
CGCAUGCCUAAAUCAUACUCUGACCUUGAGCCUGAGAGCAUUCUUCCCAGAAGUUGGAAACCCUAGCUGAGCUGUUAGGCGCUUUUCUUGUUCCCUUGGAGAUGUCAAUGCUGCAAACAGGGCUCGGUUGAGGUCAAACAGGCUGGCUUGGCAGCCAUGUUACCUGCAGAAGCCACCAUGCCCCGACUAGACGAAACGCAGUCUCCGCUUCCGUCUGUUCAUCUCCCCAAACAGAGUUCCGCUAGGGGCAACCAUGCCUUCCCAGAAAAUGGUGGCACAGGCCGACUGCCGCCUUCCAUGGCGCAUGCUUCACCUUCUUUGAGAGAGCAGGAUGCAGCACCUUUGCAUGCAAAGCUUCCAGUCUUGGGAGCGGCAAGUGUCUCCGGCACUGGGAAGAGACUGGCUAAUGCUCAGGCACCUCGCCAGCAUGCUACGGGGGGGUUUUCGGCGUCACAAGUCAGGGAGGGCGGUUCACCUAGUGCUGCUGCUGUUCAGUCAGACUCCCGAGCCAGAGUGGGGGGAGUGGCGGAGGGAAGGGCAGGUCUACAAGCUGGCUCCGCGAGCCUCAGGGAAAGUCAAACGCCUGGCAAGGCUGCAGAGCAAAGCGGAUACAGACUGUCAGACAGCAAUGGCGUUCGAGUUGAUGGGAAUGGGGCUGGUCCGAGUUCCAAUGGGGGGAACCCGGGGCCGAGCAAUGGCAUGGCAAAAGAUUACAGUGUUGGGGACAAGGUCGCCGCUCUUGCCAGCUUCGACCAAAGCUAUCAUAUGGCUGAAGUCAUCGAGCGGCGAAAACAUCGGAAGGGGGGCCAGUAUGAUUAUUAUAUACAUUAUCUUGAUCAAAAUAAGCGGCUGGACGAGUGGCUCCCUCCAAGCAAGGUUGAGCCCUGGACAGCGGCGGAGUUCAGUGGCAGGGGAACAGGCUUCGGCCUUUCUCCUCUAGCCACCCCCGGCACUCCGGGCUACUCUGCAGGGGACAAGGCGGAUCCUUUCACUCCGGGGGGGAGUGAUCGGAAGCUGACGCGGAAUCUGAAGCGGAAGUAUGAUGCAGAACACCAUGUCCAGAAGAGCGUUGAAGACCUCCCCCCAAUCGACCAAAGCUUGGAGAAAGCGCAUGAAGAGAAAACGAAGAUGAAGAACAUCCAGCAGAUUGUUGUUGGGAAGCACGCUAUAGAUACAUGGUACUACUCCCCCUACCCAGAUGACUACGCCUCCGAGCUAAAGCUGUACAUAUGCGAAUACUGCCUCAAAUACAUGCGCAAAGCAAAGACGCUCCAAGCGCACCUCCAGAAGUGCACGACGCACCGGCCCCCCGGCGAGGAGAUUUACCAUGCGGACUACCCAAUCUGGUCGAGGUUGCCGAAAGCGGAGGGCGAAAACGGGCGGCGGGAACGGAGCCCGGCACCCAUCGUGAAAAACAUGGUGACUCUUUCGAUGUAUGAAGUGGACGGGGUUAAGAACAAGGUCUACUGUCAAAACCUGUGUCUGCUGGCCAAGCUGUUCCUGGACCACAAGACGCUCUACUACGACGUCGACCCGUUCCUCUUCUACGUGCUCACCGAGUGCGACGAAGACGGACACCACAUAGUCGGCUACUUCUCGAAGGAGAAGCACUCAGCAGAGGAGUACAACCUGGCCUGCAUCAUGACGCUGCCUCCGUAUCAACGGAAUGGCUAUGGGCGCUUCCUGAUUGCCUUCUCAUACGAGCUUUCUCGAAAAGAGGGCAAGGUCGGCACGCCGGAGCGUCCGCUCUCAGACCUUGGGCAGGUCAGUUUCCGCAGCUACUGGAUGCGCGUCAUCCUGGAGAUCAUCAAGGAGCACCGCGCCAACAUUUCGGUCAAGGACAUCAGCGCGCUCACCGCCAUCAAGACCGAGGACAUCGUGGCGACCCUCCAGCCCCUCAACCUCAUCAAGUACUGGAAGGGCCAGCACAUCAUCUCCGCCACCGUCAAGUUGAUUGAUGAGCAUCUGAAGGCCAUCGACCACCAGCCUCUUCCAAAGAUUGAAUCUGCAAAGCUGACGUGGACACCUCCAGCCAGCCCAGCACUGAAGAAGCCACGAUAGGUUCCAUUUUUGGCUGGCUGUCUCCCUCCUGGAAGGUCACAUUCGAUCUGACAGCCUGAACGCAUCCUCUCCUAAUUUACUCCCUGGUAUGGUGCUGUCUGCUUCGCAACAGUUAUUUUGUGCAAGCAAUCUUUUGAUUGUAUCGGCAGUGACAUAAUAUUUGCGCAAGGAAUGCAUUGAUUCAU